UCACCUAGCGUCAUUUACCAAUAUUGCACUCUGACAUUAUUAGGUCAGAACCAUUGUUGUUGCAAUGCUUUGUCUGACCCAAUGCGGGUAGUUAAGCCGGUUUGGUGGUACGCGUUCUAUAGGACAACACAUGAUGUACUGUCCAUAAUGUUGUUACCGUGGUGUGGCUAGAGAAAGCGUUCCUCCAAUACAUUCUCCUGCGAUCCCGACAAGAUCUACAGUCUCUCUCGACAUACAUGGAAACAUUCAUAUCAGCUCAGAAGAUGACAAAGAGAGCCCCACCACUGCAACUGUUCAAAGCCAUCGUAUGGCUGGUCGUUUUCACAACAGUUGUCAUCACGAUGGUCACGUUAUUUACCGCGAGACUUGGGACUUCUAGAUCUAUGCAAGUUCAACGAAGGGCGAUGCCAACAUAUCUGUUUAGGCAACGAAGUGACUUUGUUGAAAAAGACAAGUUUACUUCACCAAACUGCACAGCAAGAACCAAGCUAGCCCUGACAAAAACGCACAAGACAGGGGGGACAACUCUUAUGCAGAUCUUCCACCGGUAUGCCUACCUUCACAACCUGUCUGUAGUCCUACCUACAGUCACACACCCGGGCCGUAUGAACCUCUUCUAUCUGCACGGUCUUAUCCCGAAAAACUACCUCCCACCACAAUCUAAAGCUCACGGCUAUGAUAUGCUAAUCUACCACACUAAGUACAACCAAGAAAACUACACCAAGUUACUCGGAAAAGACGCUGUCUUCAUCACCAUCCUGAGAGAGCCACUCAGUCAUCUUAAGUCUCAGUUUAACUUCUUCAACCUGGCGGAGAAGUUUAAGUUGACAGGGCCGCAGCCUUUGUUCCAGUUUCUCCAAGAUCCGGGAAUGUAUGACCACGGACGGACGGGCAGCCAUGGUACAAAGAGCCCCAUGUCAAGAGACUUGGGGAUGUCUCGUACUGUUCUAGAUGAUAUAACAAACAGUAUUGACACAUUGCGACCAGGAGAACCACCCAAUGCUUCAGUUUUAGCAACAAUAGAGACCUUUAUCGCAAAGAUCUCUAAAGAAAUGGAUCUUGUCAUGAUCACAGAUUAUUACGACGAAUCGCUGGUUAUGCUAAAGAGGUUGAUGUGUUGGGAACUGAGAGAUAUCCUGUACUUCAAAAUGUUGUCAUUCUCAUACGAAACCAAGACAGAGAACAUACCACCAACACUGGUUGAAAACCACCGCAAAUGGGACAUUGUGGACUACCAUCUAUACGAACACUUUAACAGAACUUUCUGGAAGAGAGUGAAGGAGCUAGGAGACGAUUUUCGAGCCGAAACUGCUCACUUUAAAACAGUCCAUUUCUCAGUAUUAAAACAUUGCACUAUAGACAACCCUCUUAACAAGGGUGUACUGGUUAUACCAGAAAGUAGAUGGAACCCAAGUUUCACAGUUACGUACGAAUUCUGUACUUUAUUGAAAUAUGGACAGCUGUGUUACAUGUCUCUUCUGUAUGACCGUAACUUGAGGUAUACAAUUCGAAAGAAACCGAAUCCUGGAUCAAAAAGUCGCGUGGUACGGGAAUACUCCCCACACUGUGCUCUCUGUGAGACACUGGCUACAGAUUGUACAAUGUGCACAAAGAUAUCACAAGACUGUACUUUGAACGAGUACAUCACACACUUGUUUCUCGAGAAACAGUUGUCUCAUUUCGAUACAAGUCUAAGUAAUAAUCGUCGUACCAUAAACGGACAAAAUCAGGAAGAAUUUCGAGCGGACGGAUAACAUUACGUUGAUUAUUUAACAUGUUAGAACAUUGUUGGUGUUCUACAGCUAUUAAACGACGAAUAAAGAUAAUUUCAGUGUGCAAAUUAAA
Messenger RNA from Branchiostoma floridae (Florida lancelet), 1845 nucleotides. Its product is annotated as galactose-3-O-sulfotransferase 3-like. The transcript has 3 exons. The record is from RefSeq and is a predicted model, not a curated record. Lineage: Eukaryota; Metazoa; Chordata; Leptocardii; Amphioxiformes; Branchiostomatidae. The coding region runs from base 237 to 1754 and encodes 505 amino acids. Gene Ontology annotation, cellular component: membrane. Gene Ontology annotation, biological process: glycolipid biosynthetic process. Gene Ontology annotation, molecular function: galactosylceramide sulfotransferase activity.